Messenger RNA from Perognathus longimembris pacificus (Pacific pocket mouse), 5347 nucleotides. It is a transcript of the gene Filip1, whose product is annotated as filamin A interacting protein 1. The coding region runs from base 146 to 3844 and encodes 1232 amino acids. NCBI's taxonomy places the organism in Eukaryota, Metazoa, Chordata, Mammalia, Rodentia, Heteromyidae. The transcript has 6 exons. The record is from RefSeq and is a predicted model, not a curated record.
CAGGAAAUGACUUGUACUUGAUCACUUUUAUUUUGCCUUUAAAUGGACAGACCAAGGACAGACGGUCACCAGCAGCUUUCUGUUGGGUACUUAGAGAAACAAUUUCUGAAACCCUUCCAUCUUGGAACAGUUUUAGCAAAACACAAUGCCCAGAAGCUUCUGGAAAACAGUGACAGUGGCUAUGGUGGGAAUGAGGUCCAGACACCAAGCGGAUGACAGUUCCUCCAAUGGGCACAUCUGCCCAAAGCCCUCCAUCCUCAGCAAUGAGAAGGACAAACGACUCUCUGAAGACACGAAAAAGAACACAUCCAACAGGAAGGAGGAAGACGUCAUGGCUUCGGGAACUGUCAAACGACAUCUCAAGACAUCUGGAGCAAGUGACCGCAAGCCUAAGAAAUCUCUGGAGUUAUCUAGAGAAGAUCUUAUCCAGCUCCUCAGUAUAAUGGAAGGGGAAUUGCAGGCCAGGGAAGAUGUGAUCCACAUGCUGAAGACUGAGAAGACCAAGCCCGAGGUUCUGGAGGCUCACUACGGUUCCGCAGAGCCCGAGAAAGUUCUGCGAGUGCUGCACCGUGAUGCCAUUCUAGCCCAGGAGAAGUCCAUAGGAGAGGAUGUUUAUGAGAGACCCAUCUCAGAGCUGGACCGGCUGGAGGAGAAGCAGAAGGAGACGUACCGGCGCAUGCUCGAGCAGCUGCUGCUGGCCGAGAAGUGCCACCGGCGCACGGUGGACGAGCUGGAGACCGAGAAGCACAAGCACACGGACUACAUGAACAAGAGCGACGACUUCACCAACCUGCUGGAGCAGGAGCGCGAGAGGCUGAAGAAGCUGCUUGAACAAGAGAAAGCUUAUCAAGCUCGCAAAGAAAAAGAAAACGCGAAGCGACUCAACAAACUGAGAGACGAGCUGGUGAAGCUCAAGUCCUUUGCACUCAUGUUGGUGGACGAGAGACAAAUGCACAUUGAACAACUCGGCCUGCAGAGCCAGAAGGUCCAAGACCUCACUCAGAAACUGAGGGAGGAAGAAGACAAGCUCAAAGCCAUCACGUCUAAAUCCAAAGAAGACAGACAGAAACUGCUCAAGUUGGAGGUGGACUUCGAACACAAGGCCUCGAGGUUUUCUCAAGAGCACGAAGAGAUGAAUGCUAAGUUGGCGAAUCAGGAGUCUCACAACAGACAACUUCGACUCAAGCUGGUGGGCCUGUCGCAAAGAAUCGAGGAGCUAGAAGAGACCAACAAGAACCUCCAAAAGGCGGAGGAAGAACUGCAGGAGCUGCGGGAUAAAAUUGCCAAAGGAGAAUGUGGCAACUCCAGCCUCGCGGCCGAGGUGGAGAACCUGCGCAAGCGGGUGCUGGAAAUGGAGGGGAAGGAUGAGGAAAUCACCAAGACCGAGUCCCAGUGCAGGGAACUGCGGAAGAAACUGCAGGAGGAAGAACACCACAGCAAAGAGCUCAAACUGGAAGUGGAGAAACUGCAGACGAGGAUGGCCGAGCUGGAGAAACUGGAAGAAGCCUUUAGCAAGAGUAAGUCGGAGUGCUCCCAGCUCCACUCAAACCUCGAGAAGGAGAAGAGCUUAACCAAAGACCUGCUGAAGGAGCUAGAGGUCGUCAAGAACCGGGUGAAGGAGCUGGAGUCCUCGGAAAGUCACCUGGAGAAGGCCGAGUUGAGCCUCCGCGAGGACCUGACCAAGCUGAAGUCGUUCACGGUGAUGCUGGUGGACGAGAGGAAGAACAUGAUGGAAAAGAUCAAGCAGGAGGAGAGGAAGGUGGACGGCCUCAACAGGAACUUCAAGGUGGAGCAGGGCAAGGUGAUGGAUGUCACCGAGAAGCUCAUCGAGGAGAGUAAGAAGCUGCUGAAGCUCAAGUCGGAGAUGGAGGCCAAGGUGUCCAGCCUGAGCAGGGAGAGGGACGAGCUGGCGGGCCGGCUGAGCAGCGAGCAGGACAGGUGCUCGGAGCUGCGCUGCAGCGUGGAGCUGCUGCAGCAGCGGCUGGACGGGCUGGAGGAGGGGGCGCGGGCGCCGGGCCGGGGGCCCGAGCUCGCCGCCGGCCGCGAGGAGCCCCGGGUCCAGGCGCUCACGCUGGAGAUCGAGCGGCUGCAGAAGCGGCUGCAGCAGCUGGAGGUGGUGGAGGGCGACCUGAUGAAGACGGAGGACGAGUACGACCAGCUGGAGCGCAAGUUCCGCACCGAGCAGGACAAGGCCAACUUGCUGGCGCAGCAGCUGGAGGAGAUCAAGCACCAGAUGGCCAAGCACAAGGCCGCGGAGAAAGGGGAGGCGGCGAGCCAGGAGGCCGAGCUGCGGCAGCGGUGCCGGCUGGAGGAGGCCCGGAGCCGAGACCUGAGGGCGGAGGUCCAGGCGCUGAAGGAGAAGAUCCACGAGCUGAUGAAGAAGGAGGACGCGCUCUCGCAGCUGCAGGUGGACUACUCGGUGCUGCAGCGGCGGUUCCUGGAGGAGGAGGGCAAGAGCAAGAGCCUGGAGCAGGAGCUGCUGGGGCUGAGCCGCGAGCUCGAGCUGUCGCGGCGCUACAGCCGCGCGCUGCGGCCCAGCGGGCCCGGGCGCCGCAUGGUGGACGCGCCGGUGGCGUCCACGGGGGUGCAGACGGACGCGGCGGGCGGCGAGGCGGCCGAGGACGAGACGCCGGCCGUGUUCAUCCGCAAGUCCUUCCAGGAGGAGAACCACAUCAUGAGCAACCUGCGGCAGGUGGGGCUCAGGCGGGGCCCCCCCGAGCGGGGCUCGGUGCUCGACCGCUACCCGCCGGCCGCGCACGAGCUGGCGCUGCGCGGCAAGUCCUGCAUCCCGGGGAUGCGCAGGCGCGAGGGCGCGGCGGGCGCGGCGGGGGCGGCGGGGGGGCCCCGGGCCGCGGCCCCCGCGCCCCCCGGCGAGCUGGUGCUGGCCCCCAAGCAGGGCCAGCCGCUGCACAUCCGCGUGACCCCCGACCACGAGCACAGCACGGCCACCCUGGAGAUCACCAGCCCCACGUCGGAGGAGUUCUUCUCCAGCACCACCGUCAUCCCCACCCUGGGCAGCCACAAGCCCAGGAUCACCAUCAUCCCGGCCGCCGCCGGGGCGCCCCGGGCCCGGAGCGCCGCCGACGCCGCGCGCGGCCCCGACCGGGCCGUGUCGCCCGUGACCAUCACCACCUUCUCCCGGGAGAAGCCCCCCGACGGCGCCGCGCGCGCGCCCUCCCCGGUGCAGAUCGUCACGGUGGCCACGUGCGCCGCGGCGCCCGGCCCCGGCCCCGGCCCCGGCGAGGCGGGCGCGGCGCCCGGGCCCGCGGACGGGGCCGCGCUGGGCAGGGCCGUCCUCAAGGUCACCCCCGAGAAGCCCGCGGGGGCGCCCGCGCCCGCGCGCAAGUUCAACGCCAACGCCAACAUCAUCACCACCGAGGACAACAAGAUCCACAUCCACCUGGGCCCGCAGUUCAAGCGGAGCCCCGCCGCCGCCGAGGCCGCCAGCCCCGUCAUCACCGUCCGCCCCGUGGGCGGCGUGGCCGCGGACAAGGAGGCGUCCACGGGCACCGUCCUCCGCGCUCCCCGCGGCCACGGCGCCCGGCCCGGGGCCGCCAAGCUCACCAGCACCAUCACCAUCACCCCUGUCACCGCCUCCUCCACCCGGGGAACGCCUUCAUCCGCCUCAGCACAAGAUGGGUCCUGCCAGCGGCCUGCACCCACCCGCAUUCCUGUGUCAAAAGGUAUGAAAUCAGGAAAGCCGGUAGUGGCAGCCCCAGGAGCAGGAAAUCUGACCAAAUUCGAGCCUCGGGCUGAAAGUCAGUCUAUGAAAAUAGAGCUGAAGAAGUCGGCAGCCAGCAGCGCGCCCUCUCCUGGCGGGGCAAGGGCUGAGGGAAGUGGCUGAGGGGGUAUGUCUCACAGGUGCUUCCGCUGCCUGCCUGCCUGCCUGCCUGUGGAAAGCAGCCGUCCGUCCGUCUGUGCCCACACUUUAUGUGUGCUAACUGAAGCGUGAAGCCUCUUGUUUGUAAAAAUAACCAACUAACGGCCAUGCGACGCUUCUACUUGGUGCAUUUGUUUUGAUGCUGGGGAGGAGCAAAAUGGCUGUUUGUGGUGUGGUUUGUUGGGGGUGCUGGCCUGGGAGGAGGGCUGGCUUCUAGUCUCCCUGUUGUUCCAAGGGAGACUAGUGAAUGGGCCCGAUCCGCAGCCCAGCCUGGAAGAAAGCCUCUGUUCUUCACCAGGGAGGCCGGGAGGCAGCCUCACAGGCUCGAAGGGGCUGCAUCCCUUCAUGUCCAACUGUAAGCCAGAUCCAGUAGACUUGGUCCUCAAACACUGCUCUGUCCAGGCGGUGGCUCACACCUGUUAUCCUAGCUACUCAGGAGGCUGAGAUCUGAGGAUGGAGGUUUGAAGCCAGCCUGGGCAGGAAAACAGGUGACUUUUUAUUUGCAAUCAGCCACCAGAAAAUCCAAGAGGAGGUGUGGCUCAAGGGGUAGAGCAUCAGCUUUGAGCACAAACAGCUGAGGGACAGUAUCCAGGCCGAGCUCAAGCCCCAGUACUGGCACAAAACAAUAAAGAGCCCUGUUACGAAAUAGGACAUCAUGAAAAAAUUGUCAUUUGCGUCCAUCAAAUUUUGCAUUUGAUACAAAUACCGGGGGUGGGGGGAAUCUCAUAGCUUUCAAAGGGCUGAUAGUCUAAAAUUCUGCAAAAACGAAAGCCCUCAUAUGCCUUGUGGAAACAAUAUGGAUGUGAAAUAAAGUGGUAAUGAACUUGGAAUUCUAAAAAUAGACUUUGAAUUAUUUGUGUGUGUGUGUGUGUGUGUGUGUGUGUGUGUGUGUGUGUAUUAUAGAAGAUUUGGCCACCUCCAAAACCUUCCUAGAAUUUCAUAUGUAAUACAUUUUAGAAGCAUUAAUGUCAGACUCUUGCUCUUUCAAGUGUGCAACUGAUAGACAUUGUAAAGCAAUUUGAACAGAGCUGCUAAAUGGCCCUCUAGCCCUCUAUAGCUAACAGAAAUAAAGAUGGCUAGAAAACACCAGAAAGUCAAUUGGGAUACAUGAAUGCCAAGAAAAAAAUGACAUCAUCCAGAGCUUAGUAGAAUUCAAAUAUUUUCCUCAUUAAGUGUGAGAUUUACUUGCAAAUGAAGAAUACUUGUGAUUUGGGAUGUGUGUGGUGAGAAUACACUAUUAUUCCUAUCAACUUUACUUUUGUUGGAAUCAUUUUCUUUCACUUGAAGCAUGUUCUAAUAAGCAUGAAGCAGCAUGUAAAUAUGAAAUACCACAUGUAUCUGUGAGAUUAACUUUGUCAAAGAGGCAUGAACACAAAGCUGGCAAGCCACAGAUUAGCAUACCCAGGUCCCAUGUGGGUUAUUUCUUGGUCAAAAGUUUUGAGUCAAGUAGGUGAACUUUAACAGUAA